AUGCUUUUGAAUUAUGGUGCUGGAGGAGACUCUUGGACUGCAAGAAGAUCAAACCUAUCCAUUCUGAAGGAAAUCAGCCCUGAGUGCUCACUGGGAGGACAGAUCCUGAAGCAUAGGCUCCAAUACUUUGGCCACCUCAUGAGAAGAGAAGACUCCCUGGAAAAAAACUCUGAUGUGGGAAAGAUUGAGGGCACAAGGAGAAGGGGACGACAGAGGACGAGAUGGUUGGACAGUGUUCUCGAAGCUACUAAAAUGAGUUUAACCAAACUGCGGGAGGCAGUGGAAGACAGGAGUGCCUGGUGUGCUCUGGUCCGUGGGGUCACAAAGAGUCGGACACAACUAAACAACAACUGCUCUUCAUCUGAAGAUCUCAGGUCUGUUCACAGCACAUAUAUCACUUCACUGAUAUGUACACCAAACUCCAACAGGCUUCUAGAGCGCAGCAAACCAUGAGCCUGAGUUUAGACGUAAUGCUAAGUUACCAUGGCUUGCAGGGCCCCCAAAGCAAAUGCAAUUUUUGCUGUAAGUGCUACAUGCUCUUUCGUGCUUAGGUAUGAUUUGGUUUAAAACAAUGUAUGAACCAAACCAGAGGGAUUGUUGCAGAGCUCAAUGCAGUCUUCUAUUCCCUUCUAUGUUUUGCUAUAAGAUAUUUUACUCUGCCCUUACAUUUUGGUGUUUGGUUUGUUAUUUAUUAUUUUUAUGGAUGAUUUAGGUGUUUUGAGCUGGGCAGGGGGCUAAUUUUUUUACAUGCUUCUUACACAAUGUAGGAGAAUAUGUUUUUUGUUUUGAGACUUAUUUUAGAGGAGCAAUGGAGGUCAUCCUUUAUGUUCCCACCAACAUCUAAAGUGGGUCUUUGGUAUUAGGUAGAGAGCCUUCUUUCUCUUUGUCUGCAUUCAGUCUGUGAAGCUCCUUGCUUUGGAAGGCCCACGUUUCUCACUCGCCCUGGUGACCUUCCACUGCCAUGUGAAAACCUUUCUACUUUAGAAAGGUGUUUGGGCUGUGGUAAUCUGCUUUUAUUUUUCCCCCUCAUUGUAUGUUUCGUUUGACACAGACUGUUUUUCAGUCUUGAAUUUUACCUGCCAUAUCAUCUUUUAUCUCAGUUUUUUUUAAUUCUAAUUUUAUUAGCUUUAAGGGUUUUAGGCUGCCUUGGACAUCUUAUGGAAAUGUGGAGUAGAAAUAAUUUAAUUACUACAUGUAUUUGUUUGCCAACAAGUCACCAUAGCUGUGCACACUUGUGAAAAAACAAUAUCAUAGGAUGACACAGAGAGCAUAACCAAGUAACUCUUUUUCUUUUAUUUGAUCAGAAUUAUCACCUGCCCAGGAAGAAUUAUCACCUGCCCAGAAACAAGAUUUCUGGCAAGCAGUGCAUGGGUCAUAUUAUCUCCAAAGGUCUACUUUAAGAAGAUUAAGGUACUGGCUGUGGAUUCUAUUAAUAGGGAGGGAGGUGAAAUCCAGCAGGAAAGGUCAUGCAUGUCAGUGAUCCAAACUAGCAGCAAGGCAAGGGUAGUGUCGCACUGGAAUGUGAAGAGGGGGGAUCUCAGCUGCACAAGGAAUGACAGAAGGAGUUUUCUAAUGAUACAAAACACUGAACAAUGUGAGAACCCUGGCUUCUUAUUCUGGGCAUGGAGAUGUCUUCAAGGUGAGAAAAAUGGAACUGUAUCACAUUGAUGUAUACAUAUAUAUAUAUAUAUAUUUCCAUUUUAACAAUCCAAUCAAACCUCAUAUAUUCCGAAUUAUACAUAUUAUUCAAUAAUCAAACAGUCCAAAUAUUAUGCCAAAUUAUAAUUUUUCGGGGGGACUUCACCAUGCUCCGAGGUUGGAGGGGGGAUCUGAUCAUCUCAUACUUCUACUGCUUUUCAUAAUCUUUCCCGAUAGUUCACAUAAGUCAUUCUGAUGUUAAUCCUCGUUGUUUUCCACAGCCUCUGAGUUCUUCUGGCAAGCGAGACAGCUCAAAACAGUGUUUCUGUGUGAUUUUUAUGUCCAAGAUUCCCCUCCACAUUGAUGUAUUCUUAACUUAG
Messenger RNA from Podarcis lilfordi (Lilford's wall lizard), 2018 nucleotides. The record is from the annotation of a GenBank genome assembly. NCBI's taxonomy places the organism in Eukaryota, Metazoa, Chordata, Lepidosauria, Squamata, Lacertidae.